This is a messenger RNA of Rhizopus microsporus ATCC 52813, 2080 nucleotides long. RefSeq names its product S-adenosyl-L-methionine-dependent methyltransferase. NCBI's taxonomy places the organism in Eukaryota, Fungi, Mucoromycota, Mucoromycetes, Mucorales, Rhizopodaceae. Gene Ontology annotation, biological process: RNA processing. The coding region runs from base 56 to 1786 and encodes 576 amino acids. The record is from RefSeq and is a predicted model, not a curated record. The transcript has 7 exons. Gene Ontology annotation, molecular function: RNA methyltransferase activity; RNA binding.
CUUUUAUAUAUUAUAUCCUUUUGCAAAUUUUUUCAUCUCUCUCUCUUUAUUAAUCAUGCUUAGAUUUGCACGAUCGAUUAUAGAUACUGUCUUUGGUAGAAAACGUCCAUUGGAAGAAGAGGAAGAAGAAGAAAACGCACUUGCGAAAAAGCAAAAACUUGAUAAUGUUCUUCAUCGUGUCAGAGUGUCUAAUUUACCACAGAUUGAUUAUGCCAGCUUAAAGAAAUUCUUAAAAGCUCAAGGAUACACACGUCUCAAGAAAGCACCCAAGUGGAACUAUUGCUUCAUCACUGUUAAUAAUGAAGAAGAAGCAAUGGAAUGCGUCAAAAAGUUGGAUAGACACACAUUUAAAAAGAACGAAUUGAAGGCAGAGUAUGAUCCUACAUCAGAAGUUGAAUAUCGUGAAAGAUUUAGUAAAAAGAAGAAGCAACAAGCGGAUCCAAAUGAUACACGUACUAGCGCUGAAAAAUUAGCAGAUCAAGUAACGCCUUUUUGGAGAUUGGAUUAUGAACAACAAUUGGUCAAGAAGAAUAGACAUGGAAUGAAGGCAUUGGCCGCACUUAAAAAGAAACUGGCUGGCUUUUGUGAUGAUAAAACGAAGCAUCAAAUUGGUUGGGCUCGUGACAAAGGAAUGCUUCCAUGUGAAUUACUUCCAGUUAUUGGCUCACCAGUACUUCAAAAUUACCGUACCAAGUGUGAAUUUACCAUUGGUAAAAACUUAAAUGAUGAACCCACAGUUGGUUUCCUUUUGGGGUUAUACCGUGAAGGUAUUGUAGCUGUUUUGGAACCAGAUGAAUGCUUGAUUGUACCAGAAACAGCCAAGAAGAUUGCAAAAUACAUGACGGAUUAUAUCAGUGCAUCUGAUCUUCCAGUAUACGACAGAGUCGAAAAGAAAGGCUGCUGGCGUACCAUCAUGACCAAAACGCCUAGCACAGGCGAAGUGCUGAUCUUGAUCCAAAUGUGCUCUACUGAUGUGCCCCCUGAAAGAGUACAACAGGAAAAGACAGCUUUAAUUGAAUUUUGGCAAGAAAAGAGUGAUAUCUCAGUCACCACGUUGCUAUUUCAAGAAUGGAAUGGCUCUUCUAAUGGUAUUACAGAUAAGGCACCUAUCGAAGCGUUGACUGGAACCGGUUAUAUUCACGAAGAAUUGCUUGGUCUGCGCUUCCGUCUGUCUGCUCACUCCUUUUUUCAAAUUAAUACACCUGCUACUGAGAUUUUGUAUUCCAAGUGUGCAGAGUGGUGUAAUAUUGACAGCAGUAAAAAAACAACGUUGCUUGAUCUCUGCUGUGGUACAGGUACCAUUGGCCUUACUAUGGCCAAGUCGGUUGAUAAAGUCAUUGGUAUUGAAAUGGUCCCUGAAGCUAUUGAGGAUGCCAAGAUAAAUGCCCAGUUGAAUGAUGUAAAUAAUGUCACUUAUUAUGCCAGCAGAGUCGAAAAGGCAAUGCAUCAUGUUAAGAAUGAGCGCAACGAAGAAAUUGUAGCUGUUUUAGAUCCACCAAGAAACGGCGUUCAUCCCAGUGUAAUUGGUGCCAUUCGUGAAAAUUCACGCAUAGAGCGUUUAAUUUAUAUCAGCUGUGACUCGAAGCAAGCAGUAGAUAACUUUACUGCUCUUUGUAGACCUCAAUCCAACAAGUACAAGGGCUUGCCAUUUAAGCCUUCACGUGCUGUUACUAUUGACUUGUUUCCUCAAACUGAGCAUUGUGAACUUAUGGUUGAAUUUGUAAGAAUAAAAGAAGACGAUUACCAAGAGGAAGAGGAAAACGGAAAAGAACAGAAAGAAGAAUAACAAGAGAACAGAAAGAAGUAGAAGUAGUAGAUACAAGUGAAGCUGUUAUUGAAGUACAGACUUUACUGCGUGAAUUUUAAAUAAACUACAGCUGCAAAUGUGCAAUGAUUGACAAAGACACCAAAGCGAAAGGAGUGAAGGGAUUGUGAUGAUGUAUAUUACUUUUUCACAACACUAGACUGGCUAUGUAGUAGCCGUACAAUACUUGCCCCACUUUUUGCUUAUUUCACAUUCACGCCUUCUCUGAGCAAAAGAAGGGCUUAUAUAUUUGUUUCAUUUGUUUUUCACGACAAC